Messenger RNA from Oncorhynchus nerka (sockeye salmon), 8363 nucleotides. RefSeq lists its product as uncharacterized. The record is from RefSeq and is a predicted model, not a curated record. The coding region runs from base 1 to 939 and encodes 312 amino acids. The transcript has 5 exons. Lineage: Eukaryota; Metazoa; Chordata; Actinopteri; Salmoniformes; Salmonidae.
AUGCCAAAGUCACAACAGAACGUUCACAGUCAGAGAGGCUGUUGCUCCUCAGUGAGUUUGAAGCCCGUCUCUCCAGCGACGUUCGAUUGGGUUCAGGUCCAGGCUCUGGCAGGGCCACUCAAGGACUUUCAGAGACUUGUCCCGAAGCCACUCUUGUGUUGUCUUGUCUGUGUGCUUAGGGUCGUUGUCCUGUUGCAUGGUGAACCUUCUCCCAAGUCUGAGGUCCUGAGCCGGUACCGGUACCCCCUGUAUAUAGCCUCCACAUUGACUCUGUACCGGUACCCCCCGUAUAUAGCCUCCACAUUGACUCUGUACCGGUACCCCCUGUAUAUUGACUCAGUACCGGUACCCCCUGUAUAUAUCCUCCACAUUGACUCUGUACCGGUACCCCCUGUAUAUAGCCUCCACAUUGACUCAGUACCGGUACCCCCUGUAUAUAGCCUCCACAUUGACUCUAUACCAGUACCCCCUGUAUAUAGCCUCCACAUUGACUCUAUACCAGUACCCCCUGUAUAUAGCCUCCACAUUGACUCUGUACCGGUACCCCCUGUAUAUAGCCUCCACAUUGACUUUGUACCGGUACCCCCUGUAUAUAGCCUCCACAUUGACUCUAUACCAGUACCCCCUGUAUAUAGCAUCCACAUUGACUCUAUACCAGUACCCCCUGUAUAUAGCCUCCACAUUGACUCAGUACCGGUACCCCCUGUAUAUAGUCUCCACAUUGACUCUGUACCGGUACCCCCUGUAUAUAGCCUCCACAUUGACUCUGUACCGGUACCCCCUGUAUAUAGUCUCCACAUUGACUCUGUACCGGUACCCCCUGUAUAUAGCCUCCACAUUGACUCUGUACCGGUACCCCCUGUAUAUAGCCUCCACAUUGACUCAGUACCGGUACCCCCUGUAUAUAGCCUCCACAUUGACUCUGUAUUUUUUACUUAACACUUAUUUUUCUUAACUUCUAAAAGCAUUGUUGGUUAGGGGCUUGUAAGUAAGCAUUUCACUGUAAGGUCUACACGUGUUGUAUUCAGCAUUUCACUGUAAGGUCUACACGUGUUGUAUUCAGCAUUUCACUGUAAGGUCUACUACACGUGUUGUAUCCGAUGCAUGCCAUUUGAUGGUCAUCUUUGAACUCUAUUCCAUGACCUUUGUUGUGUCUUGUUUUUAUUUAUUCAUUAUUAUAAUUCAAUAAUUUUUAAAAAUCAUUUGUUCUGUAAAGUCUGUUGAGAUAUGGUGAAAUACACUUGACAUAAAAAGUAGUGGCCACCAGGCUAAUGCCCUGCGUGUCUGGUCGGUAACCGGCCUUGCUGCUAUGUCAGGGGUCCCUAAACUUUUUCUGCAAAUGACCCCAAAUUGACACUAGAAAAUGCAGGGGACCCUAUUUGAAAAAAUGUGAACCCCUUGGUAAUGAAGGUAGCUUAGAGGUUAAGAGCGUUGGGCCAGUAACCGAAUCCCCUAGCAGGAUCAGGGGAGGGGAAUAAAACAUGGCACAAACAUACAUUUUAAAUCAAAACCCAGACACUACUACCAGCAUGGAAACCUAAUGUUAAAGCAUGCAUAACAAAUAAACUAACAUAAAUUAGUUGAAAUCAAAUAAAAUCAUUUAAAAACAUUGGUACUUUGGAAAAAACCUAAGCCAACAUAUUUGUGGGUUACAUCUUUUGUCCAAUGGAAAAUAAUUGCAAAAAAGGCAGAUAACCUACGUAGCAAAUUAAGCUUAAGUAUCAUUUGAGGGCUCACUAAUGCAAUAAAGUGAGCAGAAAGUCAACAAAAUUGUUGAACUCUUUUUAUUUAUUUAAAUAUUUUUUAUAUAUAUUGACGUAGCCAGGGAGUGAAGCAGUGACAGGACUAUGAUACAGCUCACUUCACUACCAGAGAUUACCCGGUAACACAUCUGCCAAGGUACAUUUGAGCAAGGCACUUCACCCUAAUUGUUCCUGUAAAUCGCUCUGGAUAAGAGUGUCUGCAAAAUGACUAAAAUGUCAAUGUCAACGCUGCUUGUUCAUAUUAUAAUUCACUCAAUUGUAGGUGCAGCAGCCUGUACCAGCACACACAAUGACGUGAACGUGCAUUCUAAUAGUGUAAAAAGCCCUUACUUGAAACUAAAAUGUUGUAUUCUAUACCCAUUUGGAGAGAAACUUCGAUUUGUUUGAUAAAAGAAAUAUAAAUAUCAACUUCUGUCCAUAGCUGUACUCCUUUCUAGCCAAGACCAAAUUGCAUGGCGAAAGAAUAAGGAAUAUGAGAUCACUUCCGCCUGUACUUCCUGGAGCCACAACCCUCAGACGUCGACUUCAAAACGCUUCCGUAAAAUAUUCCACUCCGGUGCGUACUGCUACGUUUUGAGUGUACUAGCUAGUAUACGACGUUUUUGGAAAUAUUUUUCAACAUUUAUCUAAAUAGAAUGAAGGCCAAGGGAUUUGCAGUUACCCAUCACCUGUAAAGGUAAAGCGUUAGUUAGCAGGUUACGGACAACUAACCUAGUUCUUUUACUCGCCACUUCGAUAAGAGUUACGACCCGAAAUUAUUUUAAUAGCAAGUUAGGACGGCAGUUUUGCCAUCCCUAAUUAUUUUUCAUAACCUUAACCAAAUUGUCCGAACCUGCUACAUUGUUUCUCAUUACCCGUUGCGUAAUACUUUGUACUAAUCUGCUACGAAAAAGUAACUUCCGGUCGUAACUAUCGAAGUGGCGCGAAGAGUGUUUCUCAUGGUUAGAUAGCUACAUCUCCAAAUACGAUGUAGGCAUUUGGCUAGGUAAUUUAUAUAGUGGAAAUUACAUUAUCUGUCUAGUUCAUGUGGAGAGGAAUGUCAUCGGGGUGUUUUUGAUUACUUUGUCUUUGUAGAGACAUUGGUGCAGAAUGGAUGUUGACGUUAAACUAGAGGAAGAUGAGAGGGAGAUAUCCCAUACAGUAAUUUGGUCUGAUUCGAUUAAUGCCUGGAUAGAUUACCCAAAUUCAACAUUGUCAGAAAACACAGAAACAGGUUACCAUGUGGGUUUACUGAAAGAGCAUUCACAUGUACCUCCCAUCAGUCCCCAAACAACAAGCCACGGGCAGAUUUUACGUCUUUUUCCUGAAAUGACCGGAGCGAGUGAUGGGGAGAACAGGGCUGUCAAAGUGGUUUAUUUCUGUAAAGAUCAAGAUACCAUCGGCACAUCUGAAGGGAAUUCAAUCAAAGAGCAGUCAUGGCAUUUAGCACCGUCCAGUGAUAUUCUGACAGGACAUGCAUCCACUUUCAGUGGUUAUUUUGAAGCUCAAAUCAACCCAACUUCACAGGUUUCUAGCCAAACACAGACCAAUAAUAAAUUGCCCUCUGACAAUGUUAAUAUCCCAAGCCCUAGUACUGCCAUUCAUUCUGUGCUAACCUCACCUGCUACAGAAAACGACUGUCAUUUAGCUGUAUCUACUAGGCCUAUUCUUCCAGAAUAUUGUGAGCCAUUGAACUUUCCCUCUGAUGAAGAGGAAGACUACAAUGCCAAUUUAAGUCCAAGACUACAAUGCCAGAAAACGUUAGAGGAUAAAUGGAUACGUCAGUGUCGUGGCAGUUACUCAAGACCCAACCUAAGAAAGUUUGGGAGAUAUUGGAAAGAUCCAUACGUCAAGUGCAAGGAGAUCGGUGUAGAUUUCAAUGUUGGAUCUGGAGCGAAACAGAAACUUAAUUUGCAUUUACUGACAGUUGGUGUAAUGCUUGAGGUGUCAGAAUAUGCUAGAAACAUUAAUAGAUCUCGCCCUCAUGUUAUCUUUGAUAUUCUAGAUUACAACUUUGUUCUUGGUGUACAACAUGAACAACAAUAUGACUUUUCAAACAGGGUAGAAAAUAAAUUAAAAGAAAUGCUGAAGAUGCGUUCUAAGAGAACACCUGAGUGGUUAACAGAGGUCUUUGACCUUCCUGAUCCAAAGACAGUUACAGUUUUGGUAUACUCCCUUAAAUGGGCACAGUUCUAUUUGCAAAACAGCUUGUCAAAUCCUACACCUUUUGACAUUUGCAUAAAGGAGGAGCCUGUUGUGGGCCUGAUCUCUCCUCUGCAUGUGGCGACUGAGAGCUUCUCCACUGAGACAGAUGUGACACGGUGUGCUGAUGAGACGGCAAUCCUUGGCCCUGAAAAUGGACAUAAUGAUACCUGCACAAAGUAUGAGGCUUAUAUGGGCAUCGUCCGUCCUCAACAUGUCCAGACGGAAACCUUCCCAACUCAGACAGAUAUAACAAUGGAUCAAUCCUUCAUGAUUCCCACUGUAGAAGAAGCAUUGAGUGAACUCUAUCCAAUCUGUAAGGGAAAAGGACUUGACCUUGUUGUGAAAUCAAAAUAUGGGAAAAAUAAGAAACUUGACUUGCAUCUAUUGACCAGAGAUGUAAUGUUUGAAUUGGCUGAUUUUUCCUCACUAGUGUGUGGAAAUUGGAAGCAGGUUGUGUGUGAGUUUCUCGAGCAUAAUUUUGAUUUGGAUUUAAAAAGUGGGAAAACUGAGCUGGCCGAAGAUAUUAUGGGAAGGUUAAAAGCAGUUUUACAGCGCAAGACAGGUACAAACGGUACAUGGAGAUUGGGACUUGAAAAUGAAGCUUUCUUAAAGAAGUCACGCAAACGAAAGAACCCUGCGGAGAUGUCCACUAACCAGAAGGUCACUACAGCAUCACUUGAGCCGAAAUACCAAAUGAAAGAAGUAUCAAAAAGGAGGAGAUUGAAUUUAAUGAGGAAGAAGAAAGACAUGGACAUGUUAGUAACCAAGGAGACCGAGGGAGGCCAUUUCUCUGAAGUAGUACCAAUAGAACCUCGUCUUGUCAAAAUAGAGAGAAUCUCUGAUGAGACUGACCUUGCACUUUGUACUGACGAAACAAAGCAAAUUGUCGUUACCAACUUGGACCAAUCAAAUGUGACGUCUCACACCAAAAAUAUGGUGAAAGCCAAAGCGUGCUACCCACUCUGUGAGGAAAUAGGUCUGGACCUUGAUGUCACAUCCAAACCAUCUAAAAAGAAACUGGAAUUGAAUUUACUGACAAACGGUGUAAUAUUUGAGGUGCAUAAAUAUGCAGGGAUGAAAUCCCAUCAUAAAAUACAAUUUUGAUAUUCUAAAAUACAAUUUUGAUUUUAGUUUGCAAAAUCAGAGACGUAAUCUAUUUCCACUGCAUAUUUGCUGUAAAGUGAAACGAAUGGUUCAGAAACACAAAUCUGAGCUCGUGAGAAAAAGAGAAAUCUCAAAAGAGGUGUUCAUAAUACCGAGUGUGCUUAAAAGCCAAGCAAAAACAAAUGUGCUUUCAGAUUAUUUUCCUGAAAAAAAUAUGGAACAAAACGCAAGGCUGGUUUAUCCUCAUCAUGGUAAAGACACUAUCUCUGUGGAGACAGCUGAAACAGUCUCCACUGAUGAAGCAGCGAUGCUUGACCGGGAUAAUGGACCUGCUGAGAUCUGCAUAAAGGAGGAGGAGGAGUCAGAUCUUCACUCUGAGGUCAAACUGGUUUAUUUCUGCAAAGACCAAGAUACCGUCAGAACAUCUGAAGAGCAUUUGAUCAAAGCUGGAUCAUGGCAUGAAUCAACACCCAGUAAUAUUCUGACUGGAAAUGUAUUCAGCCUUCCACAGUCACCACUACCAGCUGCAGAAAGUGGUCCUUUCGGAAGUAAAACCGAGCCAACUUCACAGAUAUAACCAGACGGUCCAAUGCAGAAUCACUCGAGACAAAAUACCAUAGACUUGACAGAAGUAACCAGGGGAAAAAAGGGAUUUAAUGAGGAUAAAUACAUGUUUAUAGCGAAGAAGGAAAAGAAAGUUGUCAGACAAGUAGAACCUCAUUGAGAUGAGAUGGAUCUGCCAGGGGGAAAAAAAGCACUUCCUUUACUUCCUGACUCUCAGGGGGGGGGGGAUACAAGAUGGAAGGAAAAGUCUGAUCUACUCGCUGUGAAACGCCAGUUUCUCAUUUGCCUGAAAAAAAAAUGAGAAAAAGAUUGAUAUUGUUAUAUGUGAUGAAGUGCAACACGAGGUGGAUUCUUACCGAACUUUCAAAAUGCUUUGUAGUCGAGACUGGUUCUGAGAAGAAAUGCUAAAUCCUUGCUGGAUACAGAUCAGGGGGCUAUUGAAAAUCUGCAAAAGUCAAAUUCCCUCAGUUCAAGAAGACGACUCGUACCUGGGAAUGGCUCUGGACUAAUUACAAAAAAUCACUGCAGAAAGCAGAGACAACAAGAGUUUUGCCAAAAGGAAGAAGGGCUGUUGAUCACUUGUGUGGUAGAGAGAAACACCCAGAAUCAGUCUGGAAAGGAUGGAGUUUCAGUCUGGACAGGAUGGAGUUUUAGUCUGGACAGGAUGGAGUUUUAGUCUGGACAGGAUGGAGCUUCAGUCUGGACAGGAUGGAGUUUCAGUCUGGACAGGAUGGAGUUUUAGUCUGGACAGGAUGGAGUUUUAGUCUGGACAGGAUGGAGUUUUAGUCUGGACAGGAUGUAGUUUUAGUCUGGACAGGAUGGAGUUUUAGUCUGGAAAGGAUGGAGCUUCAGUCUGGCUGGACAGGAUGGAGUUUUAGUCUGGACAGGAUGGAGCUUCAGUCUGGACAGGAUGGAGCUUCAGUCUGGACAGGAUGGAGCCUAACUGUGGAAAAACAGAAACUGACUGAUACAUACAUUACAAUGACAAAUCAAUGACCAGAUUGGCAACCAGCUCCAGCUACUCAGCAUCACUCUGACUAUUUGUGCUGGUUGUUUUCUGUCUCAGCUGAAGGGAGGACAUUGUGUUUUAAAGUAUUUUCUUUCUGUCCUGAAGUAGGUCUACCUGCUUAAUACACACAUACUUUCAUAUAGGUAAAGCAAAGGCACGCUAUGACUUAUCUCUACCUUCAUAUAUUGGGCUGCCUUUAUCACAAUAGUUUCACAGUUUAAAAACGUGUGUUUUCAAAUGACUGUAUGCUACAUUGAUCUUUGGAUCACACUUGGAAUGCGAAAGGUUCCGAAUGUUAGUUUUAGGUCUCCCUGAAGUCCGUAGACUUCCACUCUAUUAGUCACCCUAGAACACAGUCAACGAGCCUAACGGAGAGGUGUAUUCAUCAGGGAUAUACUGUAGCUAAAUGUUUAAUGGAGGGCUACGCGAGCGUUUCUUGGACCAUUUCAGAAAUUGGUACACAAGAAGGAGGAGCACUAGUCUUUUUAGGAUUAAGUGAAAAUAGGGAGACAAUAUAUUUGUAUUAAGGGUUUAGUCUUUGAAUCGUGGAUUUGUGCAGAUUCCCUUGGCCUUCCUUCCUGUUUAACCUUUGAUGUCUGGUCUUGCUGUAGAGACUGAAUACAGCAGGAUUAUUGCUAGACUUUUUUUGUUUUCUUAACUAUUUUACGACGUAUUCAUUGACGAAACGAACUCCACUACAAAUACAAGCCUCUAUAGAAGAACCUCUGAUCCUUUUUUUUGUUAGAAAUAAAAAGACAAAGAUGUUUUAUUUUCUAAGAGUAUGUAGUAGUAGCAUUAGUGAAAUAACCUACUAUGAUGGAUCAAAUUAUUAUUAUUUUUAUCAGUGGGCUAUUUUUUUUUUUCCUUUUUUGUGGAAAGAUUUAGAGACUGUAUCCAGACCUGCCUUACUGUUACCAAUAUGUUCCUUUUUUGAACAGGGAGUUAUUCUACCGUAAACUAAGAUUCUUUUUACGUAUUUUUUAUUUUUUUAAGGAUACUUCCACUGACAUUCUUAGAGCUGUCAUUUUAUUGUGAGGAACUGCAGUUCGAUCGGAAUAGUUUUUCUGUUUUCGUCCUCUGUUUUGUGAGUGACCCUCUCACUCAGUCAACUCGUCUCAGGGCACAAGUCUCCUCUUCUCCAGACACCGCGUGUGAAUCAGACUCCGUAGCUAGUUGUGACACGUGAGCCUCUGGAUGAAAAGCAGAGUAUCCCUAAAGCAGCGUGGUCCUAUCAGCCCUUCAUGUUGGACUAAACACUUUCAACUCUACACAAGUGAAAACCCCAAAUCCCUAAAGAUCCUCUAUUUGCCAUACUAGAGGGACAUGAAGUCUGACUCCAUCCUCAACAUGUGGACCUGCCCUGAGGAUGUUGGACACCACUGUUACACCUUCAGCCUUCGUUGAUUUCCUGUCAGACUGGUUGUUUUUCAACUCCAUUCCACGGACGGACUGUCCUGAACUUUUACCAGAACAGGAACACAAUGUUCAUCAGACUCUCUCCUCACCAGUGGACUGACUACUCAGACUGGUCGUCUUUGAACUCAACAGGAACACAAUGUUCAUCAGACUACUCAAACUGGUGGUCUUUGAACUCAAGAGGAAUACAAUGUUCAACAGACUCCCUCCUCACCAGUGGGACUGACUACUGAGACUGGUUGUGAGGUCACAGGAAAUAGAGUCACGUUCACGUUUUGGAAAUUCAAUGGUCAUUAAAAAAUAAAAUCUGCAUUUACACUGUU